GAGAGGAAGUUCUCCAAAGUUUUUUUCCCCCCGUUUAAGGAGUCCGAAGACUUUCCGUUACCUUUAACGAGAAGAACAAACGGGGACUUGUGGAUUAUUUAACGCCAAAAAGACUGCUUUUUGUGUUCUACGUUGAGGCCCGCUCACAGGAAAAGUGCUUUUGUCCAGGUCGUGGUUCGUUUCCCGGCGGAGAGGACUUGCACCAUCCGAGGCGAUGAGAUGUGAGUGAGCUAUGCCUUGUGGAAAUGGACAGACUUUAUCCACACGAAAACAUGGCGUCUGCGUCCCGGGGAUUAAGCUGUUUUCCGGUGUGCUUUUGGCGCUCUGCUGCCUGGAGGUCUGGGGCUCCGGGCCGCCGGCGGAGAGCGGCCGAAACUGCUCGCCGUGUCCCGCUAACUGCAGCUGCGUGCUGGCCGCGGGGCCGUCGCACUCCUGCCUGGUCAACUGCUCUAACAUCGGUCUGGACAGGGCCCCUGGAGCCGCGGACCUCCCCGUCAACACCAACAUACUAGAUCUGUCCAAGAACCACAUCUCCUCCCUGGACACCAGCCUGCUAGACCGUCACACCGGCCUCCGCGAAUUGUAUCUACAGGGAAACAGGAUCAGCGUCCUUCCCAGAGGGGUGUUCUGCUGUGGACCUCUGUCAAUUCUAGACUUAAGCAACAACCUCAUCACAACCAUAGAAGAGAGAAUAUGUGACGACCUUUGCAAUUUAACACAAAUUGACCUAAGCAGCAACCCGUUUGUGUGCGACUGUAAGUUGUUUCGGUUGGUCAGCUGGCUGCAGGAGAAAGGCGUUCGGGUUCAACACCCCGAUGCCAUGCUGUGUAACAAACCUUUAGAGCUUCGCCACCAGCCCCUCCUCAAUGUCAGCAUGCGGACCUGUGGUCUGAAUUACGCCGGGUGCCUGGAGGACAGCAGCAGUGGAGGUGGAGGACGCAGUGAGCUGGUUAUCUUUUCUUCCUCCACACCGGGGAACUUCACUCGGGAACAGUGCAACAGUGUGUGUUUUGCUGCAUCCUACCGCUAUGGCGGUCUGGGAGCAAGACACGAGUGUCUCUGUAGCACAAACUCUGAGCCCAACUUCAUCAGCGAGUCCCAGUGUUCUGCCGCCUGCACCAACUGGCAUGUGAUGAAGGAAUGUGGGUGGACUUUGGCUCUAGAUGUGUUUGCAGUGGAAUUUUCAGUGUCACUGAAGCCCCUCCCACUGCAGAGUGUUCACCAUCCCAUCAGUUUCUAUGCUGCCUCCUCAGUCAGUUCAGCGACUCUGUCCUGGGACUUCGGUGACCUUUCACCUCGGGUCAACACAACAGGUUUAGAACUGACCUCUGUGACACACAAAUACGGACUUCCUGGUCAAUAUGUGGUCACUGUGAUGGCCUGGGCUGGAAACAAGGAGGCGUCAGCACGCACACAAGUGUCGGUGACUCUUCCUCCUAAACUGGAGCUGCAAUGUCCACUUCUCGGUGUGGCCAAUCAGAGUCUAGACUUCAGGCUGGUCAGCUGGGGGUCUGUUGGGGUGGAGGUAGACUGGAAGAUCACGAAAAAUGAUGCAGAGGUUUUGAAAGCUUCCCCUCCUUGUCCAAAAGACGGGGUACAUCACAAAGAGUCCUCGCGCUGUUUCCAGAUAGUUACUGUGGAGCUCAGCUGGACCGAUGCUCGGCAGCAGUGUUCAGAUCGCGGUGGAGAUCUGGCAGUGGUGAGAGGUGAUGUGCUGAACCUCCUGGCACCCAAAGUCACACAGGACCGAGGCGUUUGGCUGGGCUUGAGUGAUGUCAACUCACCUGGCAGACUGCGAUGGGUGAACGGUUCUGACGCUUGGAACGGAGAAGAGGGUCUGCCCCCUCGUUCCCUGAUGACUCAAGGAAAUGUCUGCGUGUCUUUGGAUCAGCGGGCUCAAACCAGUUCGCACCCGUGCAAUGCCAAGCGGGCAUAUGUGUGUCAGUACACCCCCCAAGUUCGUCUCCCAGAUUCUGGGAUCUGCCGUACUGGCUUGGCUGUGCUCCCCUCCCACAAUGCUUUGCAUCAGGCGUCCCCAUCAAGUCCUUCCUCAAUCACACAAACACCUGCCAACAUUGUGGAGGUGAUGCUGUUUCCAUCUUUAAGCUUCGUCCAAGCGGGUCGUCUGUCUUCUCUGGAGUUCGUCACUCAAGAGCUCCAUGCGCAGAUUAACGUCCGAUUUCAGAUCUAUCGACCUCACUGCCACCUUCGUGGUCGGCACCUGCUGCUGCCCAGUUGUGCAGGUCAGGCAUGUGCUCCGGUGGCGUCUUGUGUCACCCAUGACACGAAGCUCGUUGACCCGCCUCCAUGUCCCAGACUGGAACAGUGGUGUCUGUUUCAGCAACAGUGUCUGCCCCUUUCCGCUGCCUGCGCGCCCUCCUCUUGCCCCAACUGUACCCAUGGUCACCACUUGCCCCGGGAUGCUGUGAGGCCACAAUACAUACUUCAAGAUGAGGUGGUCUUCACGCUACCUGCAGGACCUGCUGCGACAAUCCUGGUGCAGGACCAGCUAGAAGAUCUCCUGGUUUCACCCGGUGAUGUCAUCGCCUUACAGCAUAAUGCCGGCCCGGCAUCUCUCCUUACUUGCCGAUCCACCCCUCUCUCUCCAUGGCGACAUUCUGUCAUGGUACUGAACCAGUCCGAGUGGUUCUGGAUGAACUACACUGAGCAGGAUUCGAAGACGUCAGACCAUAGUCUUUCCCACCCGGUGCUUGACUUGGAGGCGCUGGUGGAUAAAGGUGAAGCAGGUUGGCUCGAGGACGUGGUCUGUCCAAUCAGAAUUCUCUCUGUGGGCCACAGUGAGACGCAGCUGCAGGGUGCGCAGCUGUCUGCCGGCCUGGGUCAACCCGGACUCUAUAGCCUGCUGGUUACAUCAGCCGAACCAACAUAUCCUGUGUCUGCCUCCUGUCCAUUUCGAGUGGUGCCUCCUUUAGGCUUGACCAUCCUCCACCCUCCACUUUUGAACGGCUCCGUCUACCUGCAGCCCAACAACACCCGGCUGCUGCUCCGCGUACAGUCGCGCUUUACAACUAUAGCGUCUCAUGUCAGUGGUAAUUUUACCGUGACCUUUCAGCCCGACUGUCCCCCAGAGUUUUCGUCCAGCCCAACACUCUGUCGACCCGGAUCACAGACAGAUGUGUCGGAACUAAGCCAGUAUGCAAUAAUGGAUCUCAGGCUUACAGGAAAUGAGCAGAAGGAGCCAAUGCAGGUGGAAUUAGAGGCCCACAAUAAUGUCACAGAAGGUCGAUUGAGCGUGAUGGUUCACCUGGAGGAACCACUCAGAGGACUGGAGGUGAAGCCUCAUCCCACCAACAGGGUCCUGAUGGAGUCAGUGGUGAGCUACACAGCAUCAGUCGUCCAAGGCACCAAUCCCACCUUUAAAUGGACCGUUGAUGACAAGCCUUACUUCACGUAUUACAACACGGUCCUCAACGUGAUCUACCAGCAUGCCGCCAUCUACAAACUCACUGUGACCGCCAUGAACCACAUCAGCAGCAUCACCGAGCAUUUUAAUGUGACUGUGGACCGUCUUCAGCCCAUGACCAAUCUCACAGUUAAAGGGGUUCCAGAUGUGGUACCACAGGGCUCAACUCAGACCCUCUCCACAUCAGUGCUGGUGGACAUGUCCGUCCCCGCCACCUUCCGGUGGUGUUUUGGUGAUGGAGGAUAUAAGGAGUUUGACUUUAAGCCUCCAUAUCCUUCCUCCCUUCUCAGUCAAGAUUCCCCAAAUCAGGUUCUCCUGAGCAGCAAUGUCACCUACAUUUACUCCCAGCCAGGAAUAUAUGCAGCGCUGGUGUCGGUGUCCAAUCGUUAUGAGAACAUCAGUCGGAGCAUCAACAUGAGUGUCUACAGCAUCCUCACCCGUCUUGACAUACAAAGAGACCCACAGCUCCUGCUAGCAAGCAAACUGGCUGAAUUUGAGGCUCACCCUUUGCCCUCACCUUACGGAAUUCACUACGAUUGGAAUUUCGGAGAUGGUUCUGCCGUUGUGCAAGGUCGUCGAGUGGCACACACCUACACACAGAGCGGAUACUUCAAUGUGUGUGUUUCAGUCAACAACACCAUCAGCUCUAUGAAAGCCUGCACUGACAUCUUUGUCCAUGAGGAGAUCGAGAAUUUGACAGUGAGAAGUUCAGGUCCGACUGAGCUUCACGCCCCGACAUCAGUAUGGGGGCACCUCGACUCCGGUAACAACAUCACCUGGACUUUUGCCAUGGGAGAUGGACGCAACUACUCGUCGUCUGAACCUCACAUUUCACACACCUACACUCACGAGGGCAACUACACUGUCAAUGUGACCGCAGCUAAUGCUGUGAGCUCUGGGUGGACAACCCUCACCGCUCAAGUCUUCGUCUUCCAAAUAGUGAAGAUUGAGCCUUCUGGUUGUGUCCAGGAGAAGGUCCCUUUUGACAUUCAAGCCUGGGUGUCUGGAAAUGCCUCAGCACACACUUAUGAGUGGAGCUUUGGUGACAAAAGUCCGAAUGAAACCCAUCAUGGCAUCCCGAGAGUUGCACACACUUAUUGGUCAAGUGGAAUGUACCAACUCUCCCUGCUUCUGUCCGGUGGAGUCAACGCUGCUUCAAAGGCCCACCUCCUCAAGUGGAUGUGUGUGCAGCCUGUGAUAACCAAAACCGACCUUCUCCUGGAGAAAUUGCAAGUUGCAGUCAGCGAGGAGAUCCCGCUGCAAGUCACAGCCGAGCCAGACUUUACCUACAGCUACCAGUGGGACUUUGGCAGAGGCGGAGAUCCCAUACUGAUUCAGGGGAGCGGAAGUAUCGUCACAUCUUACGAAAAACCUGGCCUUUACUUCGUGACCGUGACUGUGUUUAACAACAUUUCAGCCAGCAACAGCAGUCUCCCGAUUGAGGUCCAGAUACCAGUGGGACCUUUGACCAUACAACACAACGGUACCAAGCACAACAACCUGACUCUCAGAGCACCGUACUAUUUCACAACAGACUUUUGGCCUUCGGAUGUCACAUACACCUGGAAUUUUGGAGAUGGAAAUGUUCGGAUAGGGCAAAACGUCCUUCACAUCUACAACACUAGUGGGCACUAUAAUGUGACGCUGACAGCAGCCAAUAAAGUCAGCAGCAAUCACACUUUCUUGCCUGUCACUGUCCUUGCUGCGAUCCGUAGACUAACUGUUAACUCCAGUCUGAUCAACGUGCCCCUCAAUGCACUUGUAGACUUCGAAGCCCACCUAGAGGAAGGAGAUAAUGUUCGGUACUCUUGGAUUUUGUGCGACCGUUGCACGUCCAUCCCUGGGAACCACACCAUGUUCUACACCUUCCGCUCCGUCGGAACUUUCAACAUCAUUGUAACCGCUGAGAACGAUGUCGGGACAUCACAAGCAAGCAUCUUUCUGUUUGUUCAGCGGGAGCUUGAAGGUCUGCAGAUUUUAACAGAGGAGGACAUCAGGUGGGCUGGUGGAGGAAGGGAGGGGGUGGAUUGCUGUUUUUUUGCUACACAUCACGUUCUCCACUUAUAUGCGGGGUGGAAGGAAGGAACCAACAUGACCUUCACCUGGAACUUUGUCAGAGAGAUGGAUCCUCAAAGCUCAACUUUUAACAUCAGUGGCAAAUCUUCUGAGGUCCGCUACUCCAAACCCGGUCCGUGCGUUGUCUUCCUCCGGGCAGUUAACCUCCUGAAUCAGCUGACAGUCAACAAAACCAUCCACUUCUUGGAUCCUGCACGUGGAGGUUUCUUGCAUAUCAGCCGCAAACCUGUCGCGGUGAAUUCCUCGACUAACCUCACAGUUUUGACCGUGGAGGGUUCGGACCUGCAGUACCAGUGGUUGGUGAACGGGGAGGCUCUGCUGGGGAACUCUCCCUGGAGGACGCACACCUUCACCAGUCCUGGACAAAAACUAGUAUCAGUGGAAGUUUUCAAUGCAGUUAGCUCAGUUCUCCUGUCUGAGGAGGUCAGUGUCCAGGAGGUCAUAUCUGGGGUUAGCUUCACAGCAAUCACGGUGACAGACCAGGGUUAUGUGGCGACGGGUUCCAACGUCUCCCUCCUGGCUGAGAAACUCACAGGAACCAAUGUAACCUGGACGUGGCUCUUUGAAGGAAAUACAGAGACCGGGGAGAACACUUCAGUCGUGUUUAUGGAGCCAAAGACCACCUUUGUUACUCUGAAUGCCACCAACGACGUCAGUGGGCAGGUGGUCACAAAAGAGUUCUUCGUGCAGGACAAGAUUCAGGGUUUGGAACUCAAGACAGGCAAUAAGGAGACGAUCGUAACGGUUGGCCAAAAGGUAGAGUUUGUAAUUUCCAUGGCUGCCGGCACGGAUGUUCAACUGAUCCUCAGCAUCAGCGGAGAUGCCACAGUCACGCCCAAGCCGAACCAGACCUACGUGCACACCUUCACCCGGGUGGACACCUACAUGGUCAACCUCACAGCUCAUAACCAGGUAAGUCACAAGCGGCGACACCUGCAGGUGGAGGUGAUGGAGGCAGUGCGAGGCCUGUCAAUCAUCGGAGUCAGCGCAGCGAUACCUGUCGGUGUCAAGAGAUUGUUUGUGGCCAAUACUGUGACUGGUAAACCGGUCAGUUUCAUCUGGACAUUCGAUCUUCACCACCACCACCACAAGACUGCACACAUGGGGAAAGAGUUCUCCUACACGCCAGAAGAAGCCGGUGUUCUAACAAUUUUCCUGCGGGCCUUCAACGCACUCAAUGCUCAAAACGUUACCAGUCACAUCGUGGUGCAGAAUAUCCUCACUGCCGCAACCAUUGAAGCGACGCCACACCACACCUUUAUCAACAAGACUGUGUCCUUCGUGGCCUCAUUCACACCCAAGUCCAGCGAUGUCGAGUGCAUCUGGGACUUUGGCGACAGGUCCAGUCCACAAAAGACUCUUUCAACUUCAGCAGCUCAUGAAUACAGGAGUCCAGGACACUUUGUGGUCCAAGUGAACUGCAGUAACCGGGUGAGCUGGGUUCCAGCAGAGGUGGACAUCAAUGUGCUGGAGUGUGAUGAGCCAGAGGUGCAGAUUAUUCAAGCGCCACGCCUCGCUAUCUGGCGCUCUCAGCCCACUUUGCUGGAGGCUAGCGUAGACCUGAAGGGCUGCAUGAUCUACGGAGUUCAGUAUCUCUGGCAGAUCCUCUCAGCUCCCUCCUGCGGUAAUGACCAGCGUGGAGAUGCGACUGGUGCGUCUCAUUCAUCAUCUGCUGGAGUCAUUCACCUUCCCAUGGAAGUAGACGUGAGACGACUGCAGCUUUCGCUGCCUAGAAUGACUCUGGCGCCUGGGAACUACACCCUGGUAUUCUCGCUGUCAUAUGAUGGCAUGCCUCUGCAGAAGACCGUCUUUCUUCAGCUCAGCGUCAUGGCUGCAAGGCUGAUGCCCAUCAUAGAAGGUGGCACUUACCGGGUUUGGUCUCGGACCCAGGACCUUCAGCUAAGUGCUGUACAGUCCUAUGACCCCAACAUGGACCCAGAGACCCAAUCCCUGCUUCACUACCACUGGGAUUGUCAAGGCACCUCCAAAGGUCCCGAGCACUGCUCCACUCUGAACUUCGGACUGGGCUGUAACGACCCUGUACUCGGAAUAUCUGGCUCUGAGUUGGAGGCUGGCGUUGAAUACACCUUUAAACUGACCAUCAGUAAAGACUGUAUGUCGCCUGAGUCCACAACCCAAACUGUUCUCGUCCAGAGCGGUCACAUCCCAAUGGUGUACCUGGAGUGUGUGUCCUGCAAAGCGCAGUCGAUCUACGAAGUCAGCCAGAAUUCCUACGUGUAUCUCAAAGGGACCUGCACAAACUGCCAUCGCUUUCAUCGUUGGCGUUGGUCUGCCAUGACGCUCCAGAACCAGACCCUGGUCCUGGACUCCUCCUCAACUACAACUGGAAGUGACGGCAUGAACCUGGUUCUCCGGCAAGGCGUCUUGCGACACAACGACUCCUACAUCUUCACUUUGCAUGUUACCGACGGCAGCUUGGAUGGGGAGGGUGCCGCCUCCAUUACUCUGCAGCACAAUAGGCCUCCUGCCGGCGGGGAGUGUCAUUUGAGAGUUGGAGGGGAAGACGGUGUGGCGCACGCAGUCGGAGACGGUGGAGGGUGGAAAAUGCACACGCUGCGCGACAGAGUUUACUUCAACUGUUCAGGUUACAGUGAUUUGGGCGUCUCAGAGACACCUUUGCUCUACAGUCUGUUGGUGAGCCGCUGCAGGAAAGAAUACUGCGAGGACUUCUGCGUGUACAAAGGCAGCAGCCCGGAGCACUCGGCUUUCCUUCCUCCAGGUUUCAAGACAGCGCAGCAUCAGUUGAUUGUUCAGAUCACGGUGGAGGAUCAUCAGGGAGCUGCAAUCACUGCCUUCAAUGAGUCCAUCCAAGUCCUGAUUCCAGAUCCCCCACCUGAGUACAGCAGUCUUCCUCACUGGCUGGCCGAUCUGACAGAUAAUGCGCUUAAAAACCUGCUGGAACAGGGGGAUUCCCAGAGGGUCCGAGAAUUGUCCUUGGCUAUCAUUACCGUCCUGAACGAGUAUGAGUCGAGCACCAAGUCUGAGCUGUUGCACAGAGUGGAUCGCGAUUACCGGAUUAAAGUUCGCAACAACAUCACCAGAGCCCUGACAGCUCUGGAUCUGAGCACCGUGAGCGACAUUCAGCAGACGUCAGCUGCUCUCGCUCAGUGCACGGCGGUGAGUCAAGAGGUCAUCUGUGAAGAGUGUCAGAACAGCACGCUCAACAAAUUGGAGUCCAUGUUGGAGAUUCUCCAGACUGACACUAAGCAGGGAACCGUCACUCCCACGGAGAUCGCAGACAACAUUCUGAACAUCAUGGGUGACCUGAUCCACCAAGUCAGCCAGUCUGCCUCCCAGCUCAACACCCAGCCAGCAUAUGUGGAUGCUGCUUCACAUGCCUUCACUUCCCCGUUGCCCUCCACUGUUGUGGAAGGUCACGGGGGCUUCCCGUUUGAGCCUUCCACUUCUGGGGAGACUUACCCUUUGCGCGUCGCAGCGAAGGCAUACAACCUAUCAUCCGUCCUCAUGCUCAUCCUCAUGCAUGCCCGCGUUCUUAAUGAGGAGCCUCUCGUGCUGAAGGGAGCCGAGAUUGCUGCAACUGGAAAACUGGCUGACCCUCAGAGCUUGCUUUGUUAUCAUGGUAACGACACACCAGAAUGCCACUGGUUCUCAAUCCCUCGUGCGUUCAACUACAGUCUUGGCAAAGUAGCUGCUGGAAACAACAUCAUGCAGCUCCUGUUUCAGAUGGAGUCCAACCCCUUCCCCUUUAACUACGUGGCGAACUACACAGUCUCCACUGAGGUGGCAUCCAUGGAGUUCCGGACGGAAAACGGCGCGCAGAUUCCUAUUUCAGGACUGGAUGACAACAUGGCCAUCACUGUUGCUAUUAACAAUGGCAGUGGGGGAGAAGGACUGAAGGAUCCCAGUGCUGGAAAAGUCCCGAUAGCCGGAGCUGUGAACAUCAGCCAUUGUGACUCUGUUAUUGUACGGGUCAGCGCAGGAAACACCAACCAACAAGCCGGACUCUUCAUCCAGCUUAACUUCACAUCGCUGCAAGAUGCCCAAGACGUUUUAGAGGAGGAAGAGGAGCCCCAUAUCACAGCCUUCCUUCAUUCCCACAAGCAGCCAAAUGAGUUUAACUGCACAGAGAAGAAGAGGAUCACUCAGAAGAUGACCCAGGGUCACAGUUUGGACCACAGGAACUACACCUUUUUCUUGUCGCCAGAGUUGUACGACACCACGACUGACUACUACAUCAACGUGAGCACAUCCUGCAGCCACGGUGCUCGUCCAGUUCACGUGGAGGUCAGUUUGUUUGCGUACCUCUGCCAGUACUUCAGUGAAAGCGAGCAACAGUGGCGGACUGACGGCAUGGUGCCGCUAGCCGAAACUAACGCCACCAGGGCCGUCUGCCGGACUCGACACCUGACCCCCUUCGCUGCCGGACUCUUUGUGCCAACCAACGCCGUCAGCUUCUCAGUGCCAGGCCGCUCUGGAGCAACAAGCUUAGUGGUGCUGCUGGUGUGUGUGUUGGGUUUGCUCUGCUAUGUGGUUGCAGCAGCCGUUCUGCACAAGCUAGAUCAGCUGGAUUUACGUCAGGCUGGUGUGGUGCCUCUGUGUGGCCAAGAUGGACUCUUCAAAUACGAGGUUCAGGUCAAGACUGGCUGGCUCAGGGGGGCAGGCACGACAGCACACGUGGGAAUCAGCUUGUACGGGCGCGAGGGCCGCAGUGGCCACCGCCACCUGGACAGCCGAGGAGCCUUCGCUCGGAACUCUCUCGACAUCUUUCAGAUAGCGACUGACACCAGCCUGGGCAACGUGUGGAAGCUUCGCAUUUGGCAUGACAACAAGGGUUUGUCUCCAGCCUGGCUGCUUCAGUAUGUUCUGAUCAAGGACCUGCAGACAGGAAGCAGCUACUACUUCCUGGUGGAGGAGUGGCUUUCGGUGGACAAUGAGAAAACUGAGAGACAAGUUGAAAUCGAGGUGGAGGUGUCAGAUGAGGCGGCGCUCCAUCACUUCCCCCGCCUUGUGCGUUGGGAGCUGCAGAGGGCGCUGUGUGAGAGUCACCUGUGGCUCUCGCUGUGGGAGAAGCCUCCUCGCAGUCCUUUCACACGUCUGCAGAGGGCGACAUGCUGCGCAGUGCUACUGGAGUUCAUCAUUUUGGCCAACACUUUGUGGUACAGCAUCGUGGUGGACACAAGAUACGGCUCCCAGGCAGUGUCCAGGGUUUCUUCAUUAAAUGGGGAGACGGUGGCAGCAGGUGUGGUCACGUGCCUGAUCGUUUAUCCCCUCUACCUGCUGGUCUUCACAGUCUUCCGAAUGAGCCGCAGUAAGUGUGUGUCUGUGGAGCAGGUGCCACCCCACGUGGACCAAGAGUCGGUCGAGAUUGACGACUUCCUGGACAACUCCAUGGCUGGAAGCUCCUUCCUGUAUUUUAACGGGGAGACAAACUCAGAGGAAACCAACAUGGAUCUGCCGACACUGUCAACCAAAAGUGUGGAAAGUUGGGGCUCAACUGAGGAAGAGGUGGAUGACCAGGACUGGCCAGAGCUGCAGAGUAACGGCGGUGGAGCAGGACACGGAGCCGGGCCUCCCAGACUGAAGAGGGGUCAAGGCAGCAGACAUCUUGGGGUCGAUAUGACCUUUAACCCGAAUGACGAGGAGGGAUCUGAGCAGCGGAACAAAUGUUUCACCUCAUCAGAUGAGGACUUGAUCAAACACAUUCUGACCGACGGACAGAACUUUUUCCCUCAGGCGGAUGAGAGUGAAAUGGCAGACCUGUCGAGUAUUUUUGGAGAUAAAACAGAAGUGAUCCUGCUGCCGAAGUUGAACGACCCCCUCCCACUUGAGUCUGCGAGGAGGGACCCGCCCAAAAACGCUUUCACCUCAAACACAAUCGUGGCAGACGUGUGUCGACCCAGACGCUUCCCUCCCUGGUGCGGUCAAGUGGCUCUGUGGGGAAGCUGGACUGGGAUCAUGCUGGCAAACUGUGUCUCCAUCUGGGCGGGCAGAGGGUUUGGCCAGAAGGUCUCCAUGAUGUGGCUCAUCUCCUGUUUUGCCAGUUUCCUGAGCUCCUGCCUGCUGCUAGAGCCACUGAAGGUUUUGUGCGAGGCCUUCUACUACGCCGUCUGCGUCCGUCGCCUGCGUCCAGAGGACCAGGACGUGCUGGUGGAGUUCCCCAGAGUGGAGCGGGUCGUUCAGAGGGUCCCGAGGGUGAGACCCCCGCAGGGGUUCGCCCUUUCCCAGGCUCGGCAGCAGGCCCGCAAAGUCCACAUGCUGCACACCAUGUUGAAGAACUUUCUGGUCUACAUGUUCUUCCUGUUGGUGGUUCUACUUCUGAACUAUUCGGACUCGGACAGGGACACGCACGGCCUGAGACUGCGCAACCAGCUGCAACACGUGCUGCACACGCCAGAGUACCGCAAUAUCUGCAGCCGAGAUGAUGUUCUGACGUGGCUGAAUGGAUCCUUGUUGCCUCGUCUCCUGGACGACUCAGCCCUUCUGAGGGACACAGGAAGCUUGUUGCUCGGCACCUUAAGACUCAGGCAGAUCAGCCACACACCAGCUGGUUCCAGUCCAAGUGUUUGGUUCAGUUCCUCCAGAGAUGCUCGGACUUUCCCAGAAUUCUCCAGUGUGGAGCGAGAGCAAGAGGAGGAUCAUGACAGGCUGGACUUGAUCCUGCAUGUGAAUAGAAGCCUGCAGGAGGCUUCCUCCUCCCUUCAGCAGCUGCAGCGCCACCACUGGCUCAACGCCAGGUCACGCUCCAUCUUCGUGGAGUUUUCGCUGUACAACAUUAACACCAACCUUCUGGCCGUCUUCUCCUUCCACUUCGACUUCCCGGUGUCCGAGCGCGCUCAGUCCAGCCUGGACCUGGUGGUCAUCAGCCUGUGGCCCAUCACCAGCCUGGACCUGCAGCUCCUCCUCCUGAUCAUCCUUCUGGGCCUGGUGUUGUACUUCCUGCUGCGAGGUAUUUUGGGAGUCCUGCGAGACGGCAGAGGUUACCUGCUGUCCGCCUGGAGGCUCCUGGGCCUGUGCAAAAUUGCUCUGGCUGCAUCAGUGUGUGGCUUUCACCUCAGCCGCUGCGUCACGGCCUCACAGCAGUGGGCGUCCUACACCAGACACCCCCGGGACGCCUUCACCGACUUCCACCCACUGGCCAAGCAGAGUCAGACCUACACAGUGCUGUCGGCGCUGCUGCUCUUCAUCCUGGUGCUCAAGGCGUCCCAUCAGCUGCGCUUCCUCCGGGAGUGGGCGGUGUUUGGCCGAGCUCUGCGCCGCUCCGUGUUGGAGCUUCUGGGAAUUGCAGUAGCGUCGCUGCUACUUCUGCUGGCCUUUUCUCACAGCGGACAUCUGCUCUUCCACUCCAUCAUCGACGGCUAUGGCAGCGUGGGCCGCGCCUGCCUGACUCUUCUGGGUGCUGGUGGGCGUGGCCUGCUAUCCUGGAGGCCCGGCUGGACCAUGAGCGGACCCUCCAGCUGCGGCGCCUCCCUGUUGUUCCACCUGGGCCUGGCCGUGCUGCGGCUGGCGCUGCUGUGGCUGGUGACCACCGUGCUGCUGCGGAACUACCGGCGCGCCCGGGCCGAGCUCUACCGUCCGGCCGUGGACCUGCAAGACUACGAGAUGGUGGAGCUGUUCCUCCGCCGGCUCAAGAUGUGGAUGGGACUCAGCAGGACUAAAGAGUUUCGCCACAAGGUCCGCUUCGAGGGAAUGGAGCUGCCGCCGUCCCGCUCCUCCUCCACCAGCGACUGCAAGUCUCUGUGCCUGCCGCCUCUGGACCGGCCGGACUCCCCUCAGACUCCAGACAGCGUGGACGGCGGCUCGGAGGCCUCCUGGUGUCCGGCCUCCUCCAGCCCCUGCAGCCUGACCGAGGCGCCCGGGUUCGGCCCAGGGCUGGGCCUGGGCCUGGGGCCGGGCCCCGGCGUGUUGGUGGGAGGGGCCAGCUGGAGAGAGCAGGCCGAAACCGAGGCGUCCUUGCGGAGGCUCCUCCCCACGCUGGACGCCCUGCUGCAGCAACUGGACCGAGUCACCAUGGCGACGGAGGACGUGUAUCACAUGGAGUGCAGACUGGAGCGCAGUGAGAGGAAGAGGAGGAGGAGGAGGAGGGAGGGCUCUGGGUGUCAGGAGAGGAAGGGAGCCAGAGAGAAGCAGAAGGGGAACAAGAAGGGGAAGAAAACUGAUAAAAAGAGCUCCUCUUCCUUCUUAAAGGCCAAGCCGACCUCCACGCCUGCUCCUCACGCCUCCUCCUCCUCCGCUGGAGAAACACCUGCCCCCGCCCCCUCAUCUCCCUCCACCCGUGCUCAGGCCUGGGACCCUCUGACAGAGAGAGAGACCCUCCCCUCCUCAAGUCUCUUCAACCACCCAGCCCACACCACCACCACCCCCCCCACACUCAAGCGGAAACGGAAGCCCCCUCCCCUCAAAAACAAGGUGCACCCCACUUAGAGCGACGCUGGGGCUGAAGCUGCAGAAGAGUGUCGGGUUAAGGACGAGGGCAGGACCAGGGCAGCGGGUCUGCCGUCUGGCUCCGCCCUCUAAACCCGGGACUGAAGCACAGGAAGUGUCUGGCGGUGCGGGUCACCCGUGCAGUGGACGCACCUCUCGUGACCCUGGUGGACACGUGAGGCCACCGACAGGAGCACAGCAAGGUGCUCGCCUCAGGAACCCUGGCACGGCUUCACAUGUGGACCUGGUUCAGGCAUCGCUGCUGCUUGGAGCCCACUGAUGUGGGGUCAGACCAAAGCCACCAGGGGUGACCUGAAGAGAGGAGUCCUCGACUGCACUGCAACAUAGGUUUAGAGUGACUUGUUUUAACUCACUUCAGGAGGCGCAGUUCUGUUUCACCCCUAGUUGGCUCGUGGUCUGGAUCCCACACACAUCCACUAUAUGGAAACAGGAAGUCCAAGUGGCAGGAAGUGAUGCGAACCGUUCAAGUAGUUGUUGCCAUGUUGUUAUCAAAAAGCACUUUUGAUGUCCUUAAACUAAUAAGCUUCUCUCAGACCGUCAGUGAAUAUAAGCCAAAGCUUUAGCGUCACCACGACGUCUCGGUUUGUACUUUGCACUUUAUUUUUUUGCCUCUAAAGGUUCAGCUAAAGUUAGCGUGUUAUAUUUAGCGCUCCUCGCCUUGAUGGCUGCCAUCCGUGUCCGGGGGAAGAUCUCAGGAACUGGCCAUAGAAAAUGAAAAGCAAAAAGGUGCUUUUUUGUGGGGGGAGGGGGGAUUUAGGGAAGUUGGGGUGAAGCCAAGUCAGUCAGUGAAAAUUUUCAGCUCAGACUCAAGCCGUCUGGCUGAGACUCGGAGCAGAUCACAGACUCAUUUCUAGGCUUUAACUCAAAUUCAGAACAGCUCUGAGAAAAUGGCGGUUUUCAUGAUGGUCAUUUAGAGUUUACAGGUUAUAAAGCAGGAAGAUGUUUCCCUCACCCCGAGACAGUGUCACCUUCCGCCCAAAGAAUGAGUGAGCGAUAGAGUUCAAUACGGCAGAAUGAAAUAGCUGAAAGCCGAAUCUUCCCUCUCACACAGGGGAGUGACAGUCACAGUCCGGUGUCCAUUUGUGUAUAUGUUGGUGCUUAUCGGUGUAAAUAUUUGUGCUUGUUAUGGUAUUUUUGCUUCGGUACUGCGGCCCGUCACGUUCAAGUCCUACAGCCAAAGUUCAUGUAACCGUCUGUAAGCACCAGAGAAGCUGAGUAUUUAACGUCUGUUCCUGUAGUUUUGUUGUGUUAGGUGCAAAUGAAGUUUGUUUUUUUAAUAAUGGUUUUUAUGCUCUUGCACUUGACAAUGUUAAAUAAAGCGUUUAACAGCUGCGGUGAGUCAGUUUUCAUCAUGAAAAGCCACCAGGAAUUGUCUUAAACAACUUUAAUCUUCAGUAUUUUUGGAUCCGCAGAGCAGGAGUGACACU
Synchiropus splendidus (mandarinfish) is the source of this 15351-nucleotide messenger RNA. Its product is annotated as polycystin-1-like. Gene Ontology annotation, molecular function: protein binding. The transcript has 56 exons. The record is from RefSeq and is a predicted model, not a curated record. Gene Ontology annotation, cellular component: membrane. The coding region runs from base 233 to 13903 and encodes 4556 amino acids. Lineage: Eukaryota; Metazoa; Chordata; Actinopteri; Syngnathiformes; Callionymidae. Gene Ontology annotation, biological process: kidney development.